AUGUCUCGACCAACGAGUCCUACAUCUUCAGACAUGUCAGCGCCACCAGCCGACUCUACCAAGACAACGAUAGUAGACGAGGAAGCACCUGCACCACCAGACGAGCCACAACCUCCACCAUACACAGUAUAUACGACAUGGGAGAAGCGCUUCAUCGUGCUAGGAGCCGCGCUGGCUGCCUUCUUUUCGCCCUUCACCGCGCAAAUCUACCUCCCGGCUUUGACUGUUCUCGCCAACGAGUUCAACGUCUCCGACUCGGACAUGAACCUUACGCUGACGACUUACAUGAUCUUUCAAGGGAUCGUGCCCAUGUUCAUCGGUUCCCUGGCUGAUCAGAGCGGCAGACGCCCUGCCUAUGUCAUUUGCUUUGUCGUCUACAUCGCGGCCAACAUUGGCCUUGCACUCUCGCAGAACUUCGCUUCUUUGCUCAUCGUUCGCUGUAUCCAGUCUGCAGGCUCCAGCAGCACCGUCGCUUUAGCUUCAGCUGUUGUGGCAGAUAGCAUCACAUCGGCUGAGAGGGGGCAGUACGUUGGUCUUACUGUUGUUCCCAUUGUUCUGGCACCAGCACUCGGCCCAGUUCUCGGCGGUGUUCUGGCACAAUAUCUAGGAUGGAGGUCCAUCUUUUGGUUUCUUACCAUCUUGGCCGGCGUCUUCUUCAUCAUCCUUCUCCUCUUCUUCCCAGAGACUUGCCGGAGGAUCGUAGACGAUGGCUCGGUGCGGCCUCCAAAGCUCUACCGAACCGGCUUCCAGCUUAUCAAGGACUAUUAUAGAGCCAAAAAGGGAGCUGGAGCGCCGGUGACGAGACAAACGACAGAAGCGUCAAAUACUGCCAAACCGACUCUCAAGUUCAAGAUCAACCCGUUCGAGUCACUUCGUCUGCUCUUCGAGAGGGAACUUGGACUGCUCCUCGGCUUCAGCGCUAUCGUAUUCGCCGGGUUUUACGCCAUCGCCUCCUCCAUGCCGACCCAGUUCCAGGAGAUUUACGGCUUCGACAGUCUCAAGGUGGGCCUCAUGUACCUGCCCAUGGCUGGCGGCUCCGUCGUGGCCGCCUUUCUCGUAGGGCCUUUGAUCAACUGGAACUACCGCCGGCAUUGCAAGCGUCUUGGGAUUCCUUAUGACAAGUCCCGUCAGCAAGACAUGACUGGAUUCCCCAUUGAGAAAGCCCGCCUCGAAGUCGGUCUUCCGCUGCUGUAUCUCAGCUCGAUUCUGCUGCUCGUCUGGGGUUGGGCUCUGCACCUCCGCGCGCCCGUGGCUGUCCCAUGCGUGCUGCUCUUUCUCUUCGGAGUCGGCAUGAUUGGGUUCAAUAACACCACCAACACGCUCAUCAUCGAUAUUCAUCCAGGCAAAGCCGGGACUGCGACGGCGGCGAAUAACUUUACGAGGUGUCUGCUUGGUGCAGCUGCAACUGCGGCGAUUAUCCCCAUGAUUAAUGGGAUUGGCGUGGGCUGGGCCUUUACGCUUCUGGCUCUUCUCUACAUUGUCUUCAGCCCGGCAUUGCUGGCCAUCAUGUACUGGGGUGUGGAGUGGCGUCAGAACGCAAAAGACAAGGGGCUCAAGAAGGAGACGAAGAAGAGCGCAUCAUGA
Colletotrichum godetiae is the source of this 1584-nucleotide messenger RNA. RefSeq names its product major facilitator superfamily transporter. The transcript has a single exon. NCBI's taxonomy places the organism in Eukaryota, Fungi, Ascomycota, Sordariomycetes, Glomerellales, Glomerellaceae. Gene Ontology annotation, cellular component: plasma membrane. The record is from RefSeq and is a predicted model, not a curated record. Gene Ontology annotation, molecular function: transmembrane transporter activity. Gene Ontology annotation, biological process: transmembrane transport. Bases 1 to 1584 code for a protein of 527 amino acids.